CAUUCUUUCCAGUCUUCCACACUUGCAGUAGUAUGACAAACCCAACGUGAAUCCGGAACUUGAAGCUACUCAAUUUUUUCCUCCUCUUAACGGUUAAUUAAAUUAGGGUUUUCGAUUUCGGUUUCAGAAGAGACUUAGCACUCUCCAAUGGCGACGAGGGUCCACCAAUUCUUCGACGAACUCGAAGCGAAGAAAACCAUUCUCGCCAAAUGCACCGACCUCUUCACCACCCUCUCCACCCACUUCUCCUCCCUCCAACACUCCGUCGCCGAGAAAUCCCAAUCCCUCGAUUCAAAGCUCCAAUCUCUCGAUUCCCUCUCCAAAGAAACCCUCGAAUCCCUCCACCGCCGCGAGACCUCCAUCCCGGAGCGCGAGUCCUCCGCCGCCGCCCGCAUCAAGGAGCAGAGGGAGGCCGCGCUCGCAGAGCUCCUCCGCGCCACGCCUCCCCCGGACCCCGACCUCUCCGCCACGCUCAAAUCCCUGUGGAGGAAGAUGGACGCAGCGGCGCUGCUGCGGUUCGUGGUGUCGAAGCGGAAGGAGUCGGCAUCACUGCGGGCGGAGAUAGCGGCGGCGAUGGAGGAAGCGGUGGACCCGGCGCGGCUGGUGGUAGAGGCAGUGGAGGAGUUUCUGAAGAGCAAGGUGGCGAAGUCCGGGGUGACGGAUAAGAGGUGGGCGUGCGGGCUUGUGAUACAGGCGCUGAUGGUUUCGUCAGAGUCAAGGGAACAUUCUAGAAAGAUCGUGGAGAGAGCCGUUGCGGUUGUGGAAACGUGGAAGGAGCAUUUGGAUGGGGAAUCAGAGAGUGGUGCUGCCGAAGUCGUCAUGUUUCUGCAGAUGGUCGUGUGUUUCGGAUUGAGGUCUAGGUUUGAUGAUGACUAUUUGAGGAACUUCGUUAUGCAAUUUGCUUCUAGAAGGGACAUGGCAAAGCUUGCUGCUUCCUUACAAUUCGGCGACAAGAUCAUAGAUAUUAUAGAUGAACUAAUUAAAAAUGGCAAAGAGAUAGAAGCUGUUUAUUUUUCUUCAGAAUCUGGUUUGACUGAAAGAUUUCCUCCAAUCGACCUACUCAAGUCCUACCAUCGGAACUACAAAAAGAAUGUUAGUGCCAUAUUCAAAAAGGGAAACAACAAUCAUGCUACUAUGGAUGAUUCAAGCACUUCGGAGUUGAAUUCCAUUAAGGCUAUAAUCAAAUGUGUAGAAGAUCACAAGCUUGAAUCAGAAUUUAACCUUGAUAAUUUGAGGAAGCGAGCUACCCUUCUGGAGAAAGCUAAGGCCGAAAAGAAAAAGGGUUCAACAUCCAGAAGUAAACCUCAGAACAAGCGAGGCAGUGGAUCCAGCUCUUCACGUCCAGCCAAAUCAGCCAAAUUUAACAGUGCACACUCAUCAUCUUUCAGUCGCAGGAACCUGGCACCUUCUCUACAACCCAGUCCUGGUGCAAGAUUUUCUGCUCCAUUCAACUACCCCAGCCAAACCAUAUACAAUGGUGCAACUGCUAAUCCUUAUGCAGCAACCUAUGGAACUUCCCACACUCAAAGCCCGGCUGGAAUAACACAACAGCACUACUCUAUUCCUGUUGACAAUUUGGGUCCGUCUGGUUACCGGUCUAGUGGUUCUUAUUCAGGACAGACUAGCUAUGGCCUAUACGACUACAGAAAUGGUGCUCCUCCAACUUAUCCACCUCCAUACUCAGUAGAUGAAACCACCUACAGGGGAUAAGUUUUCGUCCUACGUAUCCUUUUUCUUCCCGUUGUUUACUUUAGAUGCUACUUUCAUUUAGUUUACUUCCUGUUUUGUGAUGCUAAAAUUGGAAAAUAUAAUAGGUUCCUGGGAAUAGUACUUAUUCAAAUACAUAGAUAUAUGAUGCCAACCGCAGACAAGGCAAAGUUCGUUCUUUUUUUUUUUUUGAAGUUUUGACUUUUUCUUUUUGAAUGUAAUUAAUUUCCCCUUUUCUUCGCUAGAGCUAUUAGUCAGAGGUUUGUUUCACCUUUUCCUUUUAUUUGUUAUAGGCUAUUUUCUACAUUUUCAUGCCGUUUCAAUGUAUUUCCAAAUUAGCGUCUAAAAGAACUGCUAAAAAUGCUAUUCUAGUUAUAACUUA
Messenger RNA from Glycine soja, 2089 nucleotides. Its product is annotated as FRIGIDA-like protein 4a. The transcript has 3 exons. The record is from RefSeq and is a predicted model, not a curated record. The coding region runs from base 148 to 1710 and encodes 520 amino acids. Lineage: Eukaryota; Viridiplantae; Streptophyta; Magnoliopsida; Fabales; Fabaceae.